Tetrahymena thermophila SB210 is the source of this 2559-nucleotide messenger RNA. RefSeq lists its product as hypothetical. Lineage: Eukaryota; Ciliophora; Oligohymenophorea; Hymenostomatida; Tetrahymenidae. The transcript has 15 exons. The record is from RefSeq and is a predicted model, not a curated record.
AUGCGCUAUGGAUAUUGUGUAAUUGAUGCUAUUAAAUAUGACUUAAUUGACUUUUGUAAAAGUGAUUAUGAGCCUGUUUGUAUAUCUUAAGAUAGAAAAAGCUGUAUAAAAGUUUAAAAAAGUGAUCACAUAGUAGCUAUAUUACAUUCAGGAAAUGUCUGUAUAGGUUAGAAUGAAUUUACAUCUAAUUUUAAUUCACCGCAAAAAUUGAAGUUUAUCAAACAAGGCUUUUGUUAGGAUUUGUAUGGUCGAAUUAAAUUAGGUCAAGUAAAAUAAAAUACAUCUGUAUUAUCUUUAUGCAAUUAUUUAGAAGGUGGAUAAUUUAGAAACUGUAGAUAAAAAACAUCAUGUUAUUUAGUGGGUAAAAAUAAAUGCUUAGAUCUAAAUCAAGUGGAUGGAAUUACUUCUCUUGGAGUUUGCGUCUUUUAAAAUUAAUUCUAUCUUCACAAAGUAUAUUGUAAUGAAAGUUUAUGCCAAAUAAAAAACUCAUAGGACUAGUACGCUUGUAUAAAUUAUUAGAAUUCGGACAUUGUUGGAAAGACUGGUGAUAAUUAGUGCAUUUAUCAAGGAUAAUACUUUCCAAAAGAAACUUUGAUAAGCUGCAAACAAUAAUAUUGUAUUUUUGAAGAAGAUUAGAAUAAAAGUUGUUAGAAGAUUGAUGGAACAAAUAAUCCUUAGAUAUAUGGAGUCAGCUAAGAAGGAUUUUGUCUAAUUUAGAUCAGAAAGAAAAAAUAUCCUUUUAUUUUAUAACUAAAUACUUGCCUUUCAUAGUAAUGCUAUUAUGGUAAUUCUUGUGUUAAUUUAUCUUAAUAAUAUCCUGCUAAAUUAAAUGAUAACACCUGUGCAUAGCUAAAUACAUAAAACUCAGUUUAAUGUUACACAUUAUAUCCAGCUUGCUUGUCACCAAACUCUAUAUGCCUGUAAGUGUCAAGCUCGAACUCUAACUCUGUUGGUUUAAGGACAAAUGGAAUGUGUGCUGUAGCAAAUUAAUAUUAUAGUGAUUUGUAAUCAUGUAGCUAAGGUUAUUGUAUUAAAUAAUCUUCUGGAACAAAAGGGUGUUUUCUUUUCGAUGGGUCAGACAGUGCAAUUGGAAUAGAUAAUAAUGGUAAUUGUACUGAUUCUAAUACAAUUGCGAGCAGUUGUUUUAAUUCAUAAAAUAUUUGUAAGGAUCUCCAAACCUCUAAAUGUACUAGAAUUAAUUCAAAUUCUGCCUUUAAUAAUAUUUGUAUUUUAAAUGGGUCUUGCUAUAAAAUGUCAAAAUAAUAAUAUGUUGGUAGAGAUAUUUACUAUUAGUGCUUACAAAAUUAAUAGACAAGUACGAAUACAUUACUAAAUUGCUUUGAUGAUAUUUAAAGUGUAUGCAAAAGAAGUGAUUAUAGGGCAUGUAUAAAUUAUACAUAAGAUUCUACAUAUUUAGGAUAUAUUUCUAGUACAGGAAUUUGUGCAUAACCUGGUGUUCAAAUAUCAACAAGUGGAUUUCAAAGUAUUACCAACUUGAAUCAAAACUAUUGCUAAGAUGAUUCAUACAAAAUCUAGCUUAUAGUUCCUAAUUAUGCAGGAAGAGAUUAGUUAAAUUCAAGGUGUUUAAAAGCUGAUUAAGCAUAAUACCAAAAGGUUGAAUUAUGUGCAAAAGAUUACUGUAUAGCAAAUAAUAGUUGCAAAAUGAUUGGAUUUGAUGGAGUAUUAAUAGCUAAAUUAUCAAACGGUUAGUGUGCAUAAGCAUAACAGUCUUAAUCUAUAUAAUGCGCAUUUAAAAGUUAUAACUGCUGCUUACAAAAUUCAACAUGCAAUUUAUUAUCUAGUUCAAAUCAAAAUUUUUCGGGAGUUGACAUAAAUGGAAACUGUUUAUCCAGGUCAUAAAAUGUUAUGUCUUCAAAUAUAUUGAAGUGUGCAGAUUAUCAUUGCAAAUAUUCAACUAUUUUCUCGUAGUAAGCGUGUUAUCUUUUAAACGGUACAGCAGGGUUAGUUGGAUCGGAUUCUUCAUAAAAUUGCUUAAAUUUGAAUUAGAAAUAAGCGACUCAAUGUGCUUAAUUGCCAGCUUUUUGUUUGGAUAGUAAUACACAAACAUGUUAAUAAACUGUAGAUUAUGGACAAGUUGGUAAUGGAUGCUCUUUAAACGGUUUUUGUAAAACAUUAUCACUUUAAUAAUAUGUUGGUAGAGAUACUAAUAAUUAGUGCUUAACAGUAAAUUAAACAGCUUAAAGUGGUACUGUUGAUAAAUGUUUAAAUGAUCCAUAAAAUAUUUGUUUAACAAAUGACAAGAAAUAAUGUAUCUUGUAUCCUUAGUCGUCAUAUUAUUUAGGGUUUAUUCAAAGCACUGGAAUUUGUGCUUAAUAAGGUUAUAAAACUUCUACUUAGGCUCUUUAAAGUAAAUUUAUCAUUUAUGAUAGGUUUCAAAAGUUCAAUGCUUUAAAAUUAAAAAAUAGCUAUUGUUAAUUUGAACAAAGGAUAUUGCUAAGAUAAUUAAUUUAUAAUUUAAUAAUUGUUACCUCCAAAUGUUGGUAGAGAUUCAGUAAACUAAUUAUGCCUCUAAGAAACAACAGAGUCAUCAUAAAUUGA